Arabis nemorensis is the source of this 936-nucleotide messenger RNA. Lineage: Eukaryota; Viridiplantae; Streptophyta; Magnoliopsida; Brassicales; Brassicaceae. The record is from the annotation of a GenBank genome assembly.
AUGACCAAAACAAUUCUUCAUCCUCCUGUCUCAUUCUAUCUGAUCAUCCUUACUUUUCUCUCCUUCCACGGAAGUAAUGGUGCUACAAUCACCCUCGUAAACCGAUGCAGCUUCACUGUGUGGCCGGGAAUUUUGUCUAACUCCGGAAGCGGCAGCAUAGGAAGUACCGGUUUCGAGCUCGUCUCCGGUGGUUCGCGUUCGUUUCAAGCUCCUGCUAGCUGGUCGGGACGGUUUUGGGCUAGAACAGGUUGCAACUUCGCCUCGGAUACGGGCCAAGGCACGUGCUUGACCGGCGACUGCGGCUCUAAUCAAGUCGAGUGUAACGGCAAGGGAGCGAAACCACCAGCUACACUGGCGGAAUUCACUAUCGGGUCAGGCCCCGAGGACCCAACCCGGAAACAAGAUUUCUACGACGUGAGCCUAGUGGACGGGUACAACGUUCCGAUGGUGGUGGAAGCGAGUGGCGGGUCAGAAGGUAGCUGCCUGACAACGGGAUGCGUAACGGAUCUAAACCAAAAAUGCCCAUCGGAGCUCCGGUUCGAAUCCGGGUCAGCAUGCAAGAGCGCAUGCGAGGCGUUUGGAAGUCCAGAGUACUGUUGCAGUGGCGCGUACGCUUCACCCACCGAAUGUAAGCCGUCCAUGUACUCAGAGAUAUUCAAAUCGGCGUGUCCAAGAUCAUAUAGCUACGCGUUCGACGACCCAACAAGUACUUUUACGUGUACUGCUGCAGAUUAUACCAUAACCCUUUGCCCUUCCUUGCCUAGCCAAAAAUCGGAAGCGAAUGGGUGGAGAGAGAGCGGUGGAUUGGCCGAAAGCUCAUCGUCGCCUUUUUCGACGUGGUUAUCCGAUGUCUUCACUUCUGACUCCUCCAAACUUCAAUAUUCCCAUUUUUCCCUAUUCUUUUGUGUUUCUCUUCUUCUGCUUUGGCAAUUUUGA